Messenger RNA from Andrographis paniculata, 1939 nucleotides. RefSeq names its product 3-oxoacyl-[acyl-carrier-protein] synthase II, chloroplastic-like. Gene Ontology annotation, cellular component: chloroplast stroma. Gene Ontology annotation, biological process: fatty acid biosynthetic process. Lineage: Eukaryota; Viridiplantae; Streptophyta; Magnoliopsida; Lamiales; Acanthaceae. Gene Ontology annotation, molecular function: 3-oxoacyl-[acyl-carrier-protein] synthase activity. The coding region runs from base 94 to 1752 and encodes 552 amino acids. The transcript has 13 exons. The record is from RefSeq and is a predicted model, not a curated record.
UACACUUUUUAUUCAUUAAACUGCAAUUCCUGCUUCAGUGCUGCUAUAUUUUACAAUCAAGAUUGAACCUUUCCUGUGUUCUUCAUUAACAAAAUGGUUGCUUCUCAACUCUGCACAUGGAUGGUGACAACGUGCGUGUCUGCGCCAAAUGAAUGGGAGAUUUGUGGCCAGUCAUCGAGGCGUUGGAGAUUCUCCAAGAAGCUGAUUAAGAGGAGGGAUUUCGGGGCUCCGAUAAGGAGGAAAAGAGGUGGGAGCUUUAUGUCUGCUCUGUAUGGUUCUGGAAAGAACAGUUUGAUGAAAGUUUGUCCAAUGGAAAACUGCUGUAAUGUUUCUUGUGUUUAUGUCUCCGGAGACAAUGCUCUGUCUUCUUUCGGCCGGCCAGUCAGCCGCCCGGAGCAAAGACAACUGUGUCAGGCAGCUUCUCAUGCUGAUAACACCUUGGCAGAAGCUGAACAUCCUGUUAAACCAUCCAUGCCGCCGAAAAAGAAGGGUGCCGUGAAGAAGAGGCGGGUUGUAGUUACAGGACUCGGUGUUGUAACACCACUUGGUCAUGAAGCAGAUGAGUUUUACAACAAGCUGUUGGCCGGCGUCAGUGGCAUCAGCCUGAUCGAGUCGUUUGAUUGCACUCCAUUUCCUACUAAAAUCGCGGGAGAAAUCAAGAGUUUCUCAACUGAUGGUUGGGUUGCGCCGAAGCUUUCAAAGAGGGCUGAUAAGUUCAUGCUUUACUUGAUGACUGCUGGCAAGAAGGCUUUGGCGGAUGGUGGGAUUACGGAUGAGGUCUCGGCUGAGUUAGACAAGUCCAAGUGUGGGGUGAUUAUUGGAUCUUCUCUUGGAGGCCUUAAGGUUUUGAAUGAUUCUAUUGAAGCAUUAAGGAUAUCUCCCAAAAAGAUGAGUCCUUUCUGUGUGCCUUAUGCAACCAUCAAUAUGGGCUCUGCGAUCCUCGCAAUUGAUUUGGGGUGGAUGGGUCCAAAUUAUUCGAUAUCUGCAGCCUGUGCAACAAGCAACUUCUGUAUACUAAAUGCAGCAAGCCAUAUCAGAAGAGGUGACUCAGAUCUGAUGCUCUGCGGUGGAUCUGAUUCAGCGCUUAUUCCCAUCGGAAUGGGAGGAUUGGCAGCCUGCAAAGUCCUGUCUUGCAGGAAUGAUAAUCCAGCAAAAGCAUCUCGUCCAUGGGACGCGGGCUCUGAUGGAUUUGUACUAGGCGAAGGCGCCGGCGUGCUGCUAUUGGAAGAACUAGAGCAUGCCAAGAUGAGAGGUGCGAAGAUCUAUGCAGAGUUUCUUGGAGGAAGCUUCACGUGCGAUGCAUAUCACAUAAAUAGGCCACACCCUGAUGGGAGUGGGAUUGUCCAUUGUCUGGAGAAGGCAUUGGAGGAAUCAGGCGUGGCCAGGGAAGACGUCAACUACAUAAACGCGCAUGCAAUAUCGAUGCCAUCCGAUAUGGAAGAAUACCGUGCUGUUGUUCAAUGUUUCAGGCAAAACAGUCAGCUACGGAUGAACGCCACGAAGUGCAUGAUCGGUCAUUUACUUGGCGCGGCUGGUGCUGUUGAAGCUGUUGCGACUGUCAAGGCGAUACAGACGGGGUUGAUCCAUCCGAAUAUCAACUUCGAACAGCCAAAUGAAAGCCUGUCAGCAGAGGAUGCAAGAAUACUGGUGGGAUCAAAGAGGGAAGAGUUAGAAGUGAAAGUAGCAGCCUCUAAUUCUUUUGGAUUUGGGGGACAUAACUCAUCCAUUUUGUUCGCACCAUACAAGGAAUGAAAGUGGUCUACCUGAUCUGAACUACGACUCUGAUCACCAUCUACAGCUACAAGAAUGUCCAGCAUCAACUGGAUUCAUUGAUUGUUUGAUUGUUUUCCAAUAAUCAUAAGACUCUGAUUAUCACUGUGAUUGUCAACACUCAUUAUAUCAAAUGAUAAAAUGAAUAGCUAAGAAAAUAAUCAGCACU